CCGGCCAUCAGAACACACUAUGCAGGGCUUCGUCAUUGCCGCCAUCCUGGCUAUCGCCGCCGCCGCCCCGGCACCGGAGACGUCGGGCUACAAGCCCGCUCCGGCUCCCUACCACCCGGCCCCCUCGCAGGAGUCGGCUUCUUACCAUACGGAGCCCCAGUACAAGGAGGAUGCCAGGCCGUUCGCCUACGACUACGCCGUCAACGACCAUUACACUGGCACCAACUUCGCCAAGAAGGAGGAGAGCGAUGGCCACAACACCCAGGGAUAUUACUCGGUAGCUCUGCCCGACGGCCGCGUCCAGCACGUAAAGUAUGUCGCUGACAACUACGGCGGCUACAACGCGGAUGUCACCUACGAAGGAGAGGCCCAGUACCCCGAGUACCACCCCGCA
Molecule: messenger RNA, 394 nt
Organism: Pollicipes pollicipes
Lineage: Eukaryota; Metazoa; Arthropoda; Thecostraca; Pollicipedomorpha; Pollicipedidae
Product: cuticle protein 7-like
Exons: 2
Cellular component (GO): extracellular matrix
Source: RefSeq, a predicted model, not a curated record